AUGGCGGAUCCAGCUGAAUGCAGCAUCAAAGUGAUGUGCCGGUUCCGGCCCCUCAACGAAGCGGAGAUUCUCCGAGGGGACAAAUUCAUCCCCAAAUUUAAAGGCGAUGAGACCGUGGUGAUUGGGCAAGGGAAGCCAUAUGUCUUCGAUAGAGUGCUGCCUCCCAGCACGACCCAAGAGCAGGUUUACAAUGCGUGUGCAAAGCAAAUUGUCAAAGAUGUCCUUGAAGGUUAUAAUGGGACGAUUUUUGCAUACGGACAGACCUCAUCAGGAAAAACGCACACCAUGGAGGGGAAGCUACAUGACCCUCAACUCAUGGGGAUCAUCCCAAGGAUUGCACAUGACAUCUUUGACCACAUCUAUUCCAUGGAUGAAAACCUGGAGUUUCACAUCAAGGUUUCCUAUUUUGAGAUCUACUUGGACAAAAUCAGGGACUUACUCGAUGUAUCCAAGACGAACUUGGCUGUUCAUGAAGAUAAAAACAGAGUCCCGUACGUAAAGGGGUGUACCGAGCGGUUUGUGUCAAGCCCCGAGGAGGUCAUGGAUGUGAUAGAUGAAGGCAAAGCAAACCGACACGUGGCUGUCACAAACAUGAAUGAACACAGCUCUAGAAGUCACAGUAUCUUCCUGAUUAAUAUUAAGCAAGAGAAUGUAGAGACCGAAAAAAAGCUCAGUGGGAAGCUUUAUCUAGUUGAUUUGGCUGGGAGCGAAAAGGUCAGCAAGACCGGGGCCGAGGGAGCUGUUCUCGAUGAAGCUAAAAAUAUCAAUAAAUCUUUGUCUGCUCUUGGAAAUGUGAUCUCUGCCUUGGCAGAAGGGACAAAAACACACGUGCCAUACCGGGACAGCAAGAUGACUCGGAUUCUUCAGGACUCUCUGGGUGGGAACUGUAGAACCACCAUCGUUAUUUGCUGUUCUCCCUCUGUCUUCAAUGAGGCUGAGACCAAAUCAACACUGAUGUUUGGGCAAAGGGCUAAGACCAUCAAGAAUACAGUCUCGGUGAAUCUGGAACUGACAGCAGAAGAAUGGAAGAAGAAAUACGAAAAAGAGAAAGAGAAAAACAAGACUCUGAAGAACGUUAUUCAGCAUCUGGAGAUGGAGCUAAACAGAUGGAGAAAUGGAGAAGCUGUGCCUGAGGAUGAACAGAUCAGUGCUAAGGACCAGAAGACCCUGGAGCCCUGUGAUAACACCCCCAUCAUAGACAAUAUUGCUCCUGUUGUUGCUGGCAUCUCUGCAGAGGAGAAGGAGAAGUAUGAUGAGGAGAUCUCCAGUCUCUACAGACAGCUGGAUGAUAAGGAUGAUGAAAUUAACCAGCAGAGCCAGCUGGCUGAAAAGCUAAAGCAGCAGAUGUUGGAUCAGGACGAGCUUUUGGCUUCCACGAGAAGAGACUAUGAGAAGAUCCAGGAAGAGCUGACACGUCUCCAGAUUGAGAAUGAGGCAGCCAAGGAUGAAGUGAAGGAAGUUCUCCAGGCCCUAGAAGAGCUGGCUGUCAAUUAUGACCAGAAGUCUCAGGAAGUGGAGGACAAGACCAGGGCCAAUGAGCAGCUGACUGAUGAGCUGGCCCAGAAAACGACGACAUUGACAACCACACAGAGGGAGCUGAGCCAGCUACAAGAGCUUAGCAACCACCAGAAAAAGAGGGCUACUGAGAUCCUGAAUUUGCUGUUGAAGGAUCUGGGGGAGAUAGGUGGAAUUAUCGGCACCAAUGAUGUGAAGACUUUGGCAGACGUGAACGGAGUCAUUGAGGAGGAAUUCACCAUGGCCCGCCUGUACAUCAGCAAGAUGAAGUCGGAGGUCAAAUCCCUGGUGAACCGCAGCAAGCAGCUCGAGAAUGCCCAGAUGGACUCCAACAGGAAGAUGAGUGCCAGCGAGCGGGAACUGGCAGCGUGUCAGCUGCUCAUCUCCCAGCAUGAAGCCAAAAUCAAAUCCCUGACAGACUACAUGCAGAACAUGGAACAGAAGAGGAGGCAGCUGGAAGAGUCCCAAGACUCGCUCAGUGAAGAGCUGGCCAAACUCCGAGCCCAAGAGAAAAUGCACGAAGUCAGCUUCCAGGAUAAGGAGAAGGAGCAUCUGACGCGACUGCAGGACGCGGAGGAGAUGAAGAAGGCCCUGGAGCAGCAGAUGGAGAGCCACCGGGAAGCUCACCAGAAGCAGCUGUCCAGACUUCGGGAUGAAAUCGAGGAGAAGCAGAAAAUCAUCGAUGAGAUUCGGGAUUUGAAUCAGAAGCUGCAACUGGAACAGGAGAAGCUCAGUUCUGAUUAUAACAAGCUGAAGGUAGAGGACCAGGAGAGGGAAAUGAAACUGGAAAAGCUCUUAUUGCUCAAUGAUAAAAGGGAACAAGCCAGAGAGGACCUCAAAGGGCUGGAGGAGACAGUGUCUCGGGAGCUGCAGACUCUGCAUAACCUCCGGAAACUCUUUGUCCAGGAUCUGACUGCCCGGGUUAAAAAGAGCGUGGAGCUGGACAGCGAUGAUGGAGGGGGCAGUGCUGCCCAGAAGCAGAAAAUUUCCUUCCUGGAGAAUAACCUGGAGCAGCUCACGAAGGUUCACAAACAGCUGGUCCGGGACAACGCCGACCUGCGCUGCGAGCUGCCCAAGCUGGAGAAGCGGCUGCGCGCCACGGCGGAGCGCGUCAAGGCCCUGGAGAGCGCACUGAAGGAGGCCAAGGAGAACGCCAUGCGGGACCGCAAGCGCUACCAGCAGGAGGUGGAUCGCAUCAAGGAGGCCGUGCGAGCCAAGAAUAUGGCCAGGAGGGCCCACUCGGCCCAGAUCGCCAAGCCCAUCCGCCCUGGACACUACCCAGCAUCGUCUCCAACGGCCGUCCACACCAUCCGAGGGGGAGGAGGCAGCUCUUCAAACGCCACUCACUACCAGAAAUAA
Messenger RNA from Neomonachus schauinslandi (Hawaiian monk seal), 2874 nucleotides. It is a transcript of the gene KIF5C, whose product is annotated as kinesin family member 5C. Lineage: Eukaryota; Metazoa; Chordata; Mammalia; Carnivora; Phocidae. The transcript has 25 exons. The record is from RefSeq and is a predicted model, not a curated record. The coding region runs from base 1 to 2874 and encodes 957 amino acids. Gene Ontology annotation, biological process: microtubule-based movement. Gene Ontology annotation, molecular function: microtubule motor activity; ATP binding; microtubule binding.